ACAUUCCUGCAUUCUCAUCCCUGCGAGCGCGAGUGCGCGUGUGUGUGAGAGAGAGGGACGCAGGCUAAUAUCUCCCUCCCGGACACGUCACUGUCCACGGGAAACACUCAUGAUCGGGCGGAUUUAGCCCCGGAGGACACCCGGCGACCCCCGCAGGCCCGAUCGCAGAUCUCGGCUCCCCUCCCUCCCUCCCUCCCCCCACUGGGCUGGUUGCCAUGGAGAGCUCAUCGGUAGCGUCAGCGUCAUCAGAGGCGGGAAGCACGCGCUCGCAAGAGAUCGAGGAGCUGGAGCGCUUCAUCGACAGCUACGUGCUGGAGUACCAGGUGCAGGGACUCCUGAGCGACAAAAACGAAACUGACCAGGAUGUGGACAAGACCCCGUCCCACACCUCACAGUGGACAGUAGACUGCAGUGAUAAGAUUGACGGGAGCUGGUCAUCCUCACGGGGCAGGGGCUCAUCAAAACCAGAUGAUUGGGAGCACAGCAGUAAUGGCAGCACUGGUUCUAGACCCAGUUCAGGUUCUCGACCCGGUUCUGGUUCUAGAUCAGGCAGCAGAGGACGAAACAACCAGUUCAGACCCCCAGCAAAGAAUGGAAACAGAGACUGUUCUUUCGAUGUUCUGGGGACGGACAUUUGGGCUGCAAACCUGGACUGUCAUGGAGGCGCUACGUGGGACAUGCAGCCGGAGAAACUGGAUUUCUCUCAGUUUCACAGGAGGCCGUACAGAGGGACACCGAAACAGCUCCCGCACAUCGACCGAGAAGGGAUGAUGAAGGGCAAACUCGACGAUGAUGAUGGUAUUGACCUGGACAACAUGGAGAAAUUCCUGCCGCAUAUAUAUAGUUAUGCUCCCCAUCCUAAUCAAAAUGAAACCGAAAACGCACACACGAAAAAACUGUUUCGCCGCCGCAGAAAUGACCGCCGCCGAUCCGAUCCGCCCCAGGUCCAGCUGAUGGUGCUACUGCCGGCCGAGGGGAAGCGGCAAGUGUCCAGGAGACAGCAGCGCCUGCCUGGAGGAGGAGGAGGGGCUGCUGGGAAAUCCCAGAAUCCUCUGCAGCAGCAGCAGCAACAGUUGCCCAAUCAGAUGCAGCAGCCCAACGCAGACCACCAAUCAGGUGCCGGCACUAAGCAGGGGGGGCGGGGUUACCAGGGGCAGCAGAACCAGGGCGGGCGGCAGGGCGGCCCGCAUCACGGCUACAGCCAGAACCGCCGCUGGCAUCAGCAUCCCAAACACCAGACGAACAGUUUCAAUCUGGGGCCCUCAGGGGCCGACAGGGGCCUCACACACAAUACCAAAGAAACAGAGAAUGUUAAACACGAGGAGCCAGAGCCCCACGUAGAGAAAAGAGUGAAGGAUGAACCUGCAAAAGAGGAGAGAAAGAAAGUAGACAAGGAGGAGAAGACGGAUAGUGGGAAGAUCUGUUUACUGCAGUCGUCAAAAGAGAGACUGAGGAGGAGAUUGAAAGAGAAGGAGGAAGUUACCGUGGCGACGGCCGGACCUCAGCGGAACCGGAUGGACAGAUUGUUAGAGAUCCUGAACAGCAUGAGGAAUAACAGCAGCGGCGUGGAGAAUCAGCUCACCACGUUCAUGGUGGAAGCGCAGAAUUCGGCCGACUCGGAGGAGACGCUGAACGAGAUCGUCCACACCAUUUACCGCAAGGCCGUCAGCGACCGAAGUUUUGCAGCCACGGCAGCCAAACUCUGUGACAAGAUGGCUCUGUUCAUGGUGGAAGGAACCAAAUUCCGCUCGCUGUUACUCAACAUGUUACAGAGGGACUUCACGCGGCGCGAGGAGCUGCAGCAGACAGAUGUGGAGUGCUGGCUGGGCUUCAUCACGUUUCUGUGUGAAGUGUUCGGCACCAUGAGGAGCAGUGCUGGAGAGCCGUUCAGAGUGCUGGUCUGCCCCAUAUACUCCUGUCUGAGAGAGCUCCUGGAGUCUCCGGAGGUGAAGGAGGACGCUGUGCUCUGCUGUUCGAUGGAGCUCCAGAGCACCGGCCGGUUAUUGGAGGAGCAGCUUCCCGAAAUGAUGACGGAGCUGCUGGCGGCCGUGCGGGAUAAGAUGUUGUGUCCGUCUGAGUCUCAGCUGACGCGCUCGCUCCUGAUGGAGGUCAUUGAGCUCCACGCUCACCACUGGAGCCCGCUGGAGGCGCUGACCACCGCUUACUACAACAGAACCAUCCAGAAGCCAAACGCACCACUCAAACCCACCACCACAUCCAACCACAACACCAAACCACAACACUACCAACCAGAAACUCAUCAGGAGACAAACAAACACGGAAACGAACCACUAGAGGCCACGGACACACUGCAACACACACAAGCGUUCUGUGAUAGGAGGAUAUAA
Messenger RNA from Cyprinus carpio (common carp), 2348 nucleotides. Its product is annotated as CBP80/20-dependent translation initiation factor-like. The coding region runs from base 216 to 2348 and encodes 710 amino acids. Gene Ontology annotation, cellular component: cytosol. Gene Ontology annotation, biological process: regulation of translational initiation. The record is from RefSeq and is a predicted model, not a curated record. NCBI's taxonomy places the organism in Eukaryota, Metazoa, Chordata, Actinopteri, Cypriniformes, Cyprinidae. Gene Ontology annotation, molecular function: RNA binding; protein binding; translation activator activity. The transcript has 15 exons.